Thlaspi arvense is the source of this 312-nucleotide messenger RNA. The record is from the annotation of a GenBank genome assembly. Lineage: Eukaryota; Viridiplantae; Streptophyta; Magnoliopsida; Brassicales; Brassicaceae.
AUGUCAGGAAGAGGAAAAGGAGGAAAGGGAUUGGGAAAGGGAGGAGCGAAGAGACACAGGAAAGUUCUGAGAGACAAUAUCCAGGGAAUCACGAAGCCUGCGAUCAGGCGUCUCGCUCGUAGAGGAGGCGUGAAGAGAAUCAGCGGCUUGAUCUACGAGGAAACCAGAGGAGUUUUGAAGAUCUUUCUCGAGAAUGUUAUCAGAGACGCCGUGACUUACACCGAGCACGCGAGGAGGAAGACGGUUACUGCAAUGGAUGUGGUUUACGCUUUGAAGAGGCAAGGACGCACUCUUUACGGAUUCGGUGGCUAA